Molecule: messenger RNA, 8028 nt
Organism: Globicephala melas (long-finned pilot whale)
Lineage: Eukaryota; Metazoa; Chordata; Mammalia; Artiodactyla; Delphinidae
Gene: ENTPD1
Product: ectonucleoside triphosphate diphosphohydrolase 1
Cellular component (GO): plasma membrane
Molecular function (GO): hydrolase activity
Source: RefSeq, a predicted model, not a curated record
CGCUCGGCAACCGCCAAACUGGCAAAGGAGCCCUUGUCUCUUCUCUCCGCUGAGUGGCAGUAGGAGUUCAGCCCAAUGCCCAGUGUGCACAGACUUCGCGGCCCAGAGGGCAGAGCCCUUCCUUGAUAGAGGGAAGCCUCAGAGGCUGCAACUAGAAUUGCGUAUCUUUUUCACUCCGGAUUCUAACGAGUCUGAAGUGAAGAUAUUUUGCUCUAAAAACAUACUGGGCAUCCUUGGCUUCUCCUGUGUCAUUGCUGUGGUAGCACUGCUCGCUCUGGGGCUGACCCAGAACAAACCACUGCCAGAAAAUGUUAAGUUUGGGAUUGUGCUGGAUGCGGGCUCUUCUCACACGAAUUUGUACAUCUACAAGUGGCCAGCAGAAAAGGAGAAUGACACAGGGGUGGUGACUCAGAUAGAAGAGUGCAAGGUAAAAGGUCCUGGAAUCUCAGAAUUUGCUCAGAAAUUAAGUGAAAUAGACAUUUAUCUGACUGCGUGCAUGGAAAGAGCCAGGAAAGUGAUUCCAGCAUCCCAGCACACAGAGACACCUGUUUACUUGGGAGCCACGGCAGGCAUGCGGUUGCUCAGGAUGGAAAAUGAACGGUUGGCAGACAAGAUCCUGGCUGCGGUGGCAAAGAGCAUCAGCAGCUACCCCUUUGACUUCCAGGGUGCCAGAAUCAUCACUGGCCAAGAGGAAGGUGCCUAUGGCUGGAUUACUAUCAACUAUCUGCUGGGCAGAUUCACUCAGAAAUUGAGUUGGUUUAACCUGAAACCAAGUGAAGGCGAUACUCAGGAAACCUAUGGAGCUUUAGACCUUGGGGGAGCCUCUACACAAAUCACUUUUGUGCCUCGAAACGAAACGACUGAGUCUUCUAACAACACUCUGCACUUUCGCCUCUAUGGCAAGAACUAUGGUGUAUACACGCACAGCUUCUUGUGCUAUGGGAAGGAUCAAGCCCUCUUGCAGAAACUGUCCAAGGACCUUCAGGAUACAAAUGGAACCAUCCGUGACCCAUGCUUUCACUCUGGAUACCGGAGGAAAAUGAACAUGAGUGACCUUUAUGAGGCUCCCUGCACCAGGAGAUUUGAGGCAACUUUUCCAUUUCUUCCAUUCCCUGAAGUUGAAAUCCGUGGCACUGGAAACUAUCAACAAUGCCGGCGAAGCAUCCUUCAACUCUUUAACACCACUUACUGCCCUUACUCCAGCUGUUCCUUCAAUGGGAUUUUCUUGCCACCCCUCCAAGGGAAUUUUGGGGCAUUUUCAGCUUUUUACUAUGUGAUGGAGUUUUUGAACCUUACAUCAGAGGAACAGUCAACUCAUAAAAAGAUGAUUAGCACGUUGGAAAAGUUCUGCUCUCGGCCUUGGGAAGAGCUGCAGAUGUACUUUGGUGAAGUGAAGGAGAAGUACCUGAGUGAAUACUGCUUUUCUGGCACCUACAUCCUCGCUCUUCUUCUGAAUGGCUAUCAUUUUACAGCUGAGUCCUGGAAGGAUAUUCACUUCAUGGGCAAGGUCCGGAGCACCAGCGUCGGGUGGACUUUGGGCUACAUGCUGAACCUGACCAACAUGAUCCCAUCUGAAGAGCCAUUGUCCACACCUCUCUCCCACUCCACAUAUGUCUUCCUCAUGGUCCUCUUCUCCCUGAUCCUGGUCAUAGUGGUCGUAAUAGGCAUAUUUAUCUUUCACAAGCCUUCGUAUUUCUGGAAAGACAUGGUAUAGCAGGAACAGCUGAAAUCUGCUGGCUGGAGUGAGAAGAAAACUUGCCCAGGGAGCACUUUCCUCCACAGUGGUGUACAAGGCCAGUGUUGACCAGCAUGAAGCUUCCUUGGCUUUUGCUGAAGCCUUUCCAUGGGAGGUAUUUACCACCCACUGCCUCAAGAACUUCCUGGCAGACAUUGUCUCUUUUGUGAGUCUCUCCAAACUCCCCCCCUUUCUCUUUUGUACUCUGUGCUUGUGUAGCUCUUGAAGACCUGCCUCCUUUCAUGAUAGUUGCUUUAUAAAAGAACAAUAUUGACUUUAUCCAGAAGAACUGAGAGUCCUGAGUCCUGUGCUGGGAAGUUGCCCUGGCUAAAAGAAGAAUCUUGGGAACUGAUUCAGUUGUGGUCUUACAGACCCUUUCUCUCUCCUGUUUCCCAUUUAUUAAGAAAGCCAUCCAAUGCCUUUGGAGAAGACAGACACAUAUCCCAUGCCCAGCCUGCCCUUUGCAUGGGAGAAUUUUCUAGUCUAGGCAAGUAUGUGCUACGGCGAAAGAGUCCUACAAAGGAAUUUAUGGGAUGUGCAGUUAAUCCAAUAGUUAAUCCAAGACAAAAGAGGGAUGUGGGUAAGUCACAUAUUCCUGGGUGAUGCCAAAAUGCCAGAGUGGGACACCCAGACCAGAGAUUAUUUAAAAAGCUGCUGUACAUAUACAUAGGCAUUCAAAUAUCAGGGCAUAUUAUCUGGUAGGUGUACACACGUCUGGAAGAAAAAUACAGUUACAACACAAGGUCAGGAAAGUGCAUCCUCCAACACAUCUAUUGGGGUUUUGUUUUUAUUGCAGUAAAACGCAUAUAACCUAAAAUUCACCAUUAUGACAUAUACUAUUUAGUGGCAUUUAGUACAUUCGCAAUGUUGUGCAACUGUCACCAAUAUCUAAUUCCAGAAUAUUUUCAUCACUAAGAAAUUAUUGGCUGGGGAUAAGACCAUCCUGUGGUAGGCUUGAACCAUCAACCAUUUCCAUUUAGCCAAGCAUGCUAACCGGUUGCACCACAAAGAUGCUCACUGAGUUUUAAAGCCAUGCCAUAUCUUACUGUCCCAGGGUUUAAUUUAGUGAAAGAGUUGCAUUAGUGAAGAGUGGCAUGCCUUUUUUGUUGUCAUGGUAUUUACACAACAAAAUGUGCAAGGAACCACAUCUGCAAGUUUUGCUGCCGGUUCUAGGUACUUUUGCUUUAAGCAUCUUUGCCAUAGACAUUUUUGCCACAAACAUUUCACUGCAAAUAAUUGGCUCUAAAGCAAUUUUGCCAUAAAAGAUAAAAUAAUGGAAAAUCAAAGAGGGAUAAUUAAAAGGACAUAAUGAAACGAAUAACAAAAUUCAAGACUUAUUGUGAAAUAUAAAAUAUUUGAGUACAUUUAAAGUGUGUGUUGAUUCAUGGCAAUACUGUGCACAUAACUGAUUUUAUUUUGUGGGUUGUAUCUAAGCACUUGUCUUCCAAGUCUUUCAUUCAUAGCAUUUUAUACUUUUCUUUUUUGCUCAUUGAUUUGUCUCCUCGUUCUGCAUCGUACUUUUUCUUUUUUGCUAAAAUUUCUUCCUUCGUAAAGAGCGAUGUAAGUUUCCAAAUACUUAGAGGCAUCUUUGUAACUGAGCUUUGUGUUGUGUUUUGAAAGCUUCUACACGGUUGUUGUUUGUUCUUGGCAUAUUGUCACGUGUCCAUUGACAGAUGGUUCCAAAGUUGUGUGGGAAAUGUGGGUUCACCUCUGCACCUUCCAGGACCUUGGUCUCUUUCUCCUCCACUGUAGUGUGUUUCAAAAUAAGAAACCAACUUUUGGGGCAAAUCACUGUCAUAUGCCAGCUCGAUAAAGCCAUCAAUAAUGUCGCCAACUGGAAGAAAUGCUAACAUAUUUCAACCAGUUGAAACCAAACUGUCAAACCAAAAACUGUCAACCAGUUAUUUUAUCUUUCACAGGGAAUUUGCCUUACAGCCAAUUAGUUAUUCGACGAAAAUGUUUGUUGCAGAAGUGCUUGUGGCAGAGAUGUCAAUGGCAAAGAUGCUUAUGGUGAAGGUACCUAGAACCCAUUUCAAGAUGUAAUUAAUAUAUGUUACUAAUGAUAUAUUUUUUAAUAUUAAGUCUUUGAAAUCUGUUGUGUAUAUUACACUUACAGUACAUCCUAACCAGGACUCCAUUUCAAGUACUCAAUAGCCACGUGUGGCUAGUGGCUACCAUAUUGAAUAGCACACGUCUAAAAGUACAUUCACAGCUAAAAAGACACAGGCAAUAACACUUUGUCUUUCUCUUGAGGGGGGGAAUUUUCUUUAAACAGCUAUAGAUGCUAUAACAUUCUUGCUAUUAUUUAUUAUAUAUGAAGUUUAACAUUAUUCUUAACAAGCUUUUAACAUCUCAGCUCAGAAUUUCACAUUACUCCUCAGGUUUUGUUGCCUUUUUUGUGAAGACACAGAUGCCUAUUAUUCAGGCCAAGAUGCCUGAUGAAAGACCUUUGGGAAAUUUAAUCUGGAUUCAAAGAUAAUACAAGAUAAUUGGAUGCUUAUAUUCUAUGGUCAAAAUGUAAACUUGAAUAUUAAAAUAAAGAUUAGUCUUUUAAUAGCUCACAGAGCAAAGUUUACCAUAUAAUAGUAACGUUACUAUUAAAACAUAUUCUCAUUUAUUGUCAGUUUGAAAGAUGAGCUGAAUUUCACUGAAAUUGGUCUCAUUCCUCUCUGAUUCAGAGUCUAAUAGUUGCUAUCUUGUUAGAACAAGUUGCUCAUAGUUAGCCUAUGCUAGCCAGGUAUUUCUUUCAGUUUGUGCUAGUUUUAUAAUUUUUUAAAAUUUCUUAUAACAACCUCAAAAUUUCAGUGGCUUACCACAAUAAACAUUGAUUUUUCAUGUUCAUGGGUCUGCAAGUCAGCUAGUAUAUCUACUUGCGGUGCUAGGUCUGGUUCAGGCCUGCUCCAUAUAUCUCCCACUCUCCUUGUCUGGUGGCUUCCUGAGCCAUGUUCCCAUGAUGAGUGGUAUGGGCACAAGAAAGGGAGAGAAAAUACAGGAUGCCUCUUCAGGCCUUGGCCAGGACAGGCCCCUGUCACUUCCAUCCACAUUCUACUGACCAAAAUAAGUCAUAUGACUAAGCCCAACAUUAGGGAGCUGGAGAAACACUGGGAGGAAUGGCGGAGUCAUGUGGCAAAGGACAUGAAUAACUAAUUCUAACACAGAAAAUUCGUGAAACAUUGGGCACAACGAUUCAAUCUACCACAGCGUCUCAUUAACUGAAACAUAAAGUACGUUUUCUUCAAAUUAAAAUCUACUUAUCUUGCCAAAGAAUGUUCUUAAAAAAUGUCAUUUCUUCUGUGACAUCAUCAAUUACAACUUUUUUUCACAGCCUUAAUCAGGGUGCUCUGGCAGCUCCUAAAUUAGUCUCACGUUCUAAAAUGAUAGAUUUCCUAAGAGACCAUCUAUUUAUUUUCCUUAUAUGUUUAGGACAGUGUAUAGUUAACUACCCAAGUUUUUAUUUGCACAAGAACCUAAUACAACUGAACAUAAUUGGUUUUAUCACAGGUAUAAUGGAUUUUUUAAUAAAAGGGAAAGGAAUGUCUCCAAAAGCCUUCUCUUUCAAAAGUGGCAUUUAAGGACUGUGCAUGUGGUAAAAGCAUUGUUGUACUUUUUGCAUUUCUCUAGUUUAAGUAAUUUAAUUUCUAAAUUUAAAUCGAUGAUAUAAUGAUGGCACCACUGUCAUCAGCAUCUGAGUUGACUUUUUAUUUUUAUAUCCCUUUUGCAUGAUGAAUAGCAGAGAACAUGGAUUAGUCAAUGAGAAGUGAGAUACAGUCACCUAAGAAACAACAUCAUUUCUUAUAAUGAAGUUCUAAGAAGAGAGGGGAGGAAAGUCAUGUGAGCCAGAUAGGGAACAGUAUGUAUUUAGGAUGACUUAAACUGAACUCUACCCUUCCUCCUAAACCUGCUCCUCCUCCUGCAUUUUAUCAUGAUUAAUGCCACCACUGCCUCUAGUAACCAAGAUCAGAAUCAACUUUAUCAAUGUUGAAGUGACAGGGGCCUGUCCUGGCCAAGACCUGCCCAUUCUGCCUUUGCAGCAUUUUUCAUUUUGAUUCCCCUUUACAAUCUUCUUGUUAUCACCCCAGUAGAGACCUGAUAUCAGGAACAGUAAGCUUGUCUCCAAACUAUUACUUCCAGAUUAAUCUUUAUAAAAAGUGGGCUUAAUCACAUUGCUCCUCAACUAAAACUGUUGGUGACUUUCUAUUGCCUAUGAAAUAAGGUCAUACUCUCCAACAGACAUUCAGGCCCUUUGAUCCAUGCCUAUAAGCUCUCCCAGGCUUACAUCCCACUUUACCCUCUGAUGUUCCUUACACUCUAGCCAAGGUAGACUGAUUCUUUACCCAGAGCUGUUCAGGUUAUUUGCUCAACUUGGAGCACCUUUGCCCCACUCUGCGUUUAAGGCUCAGCUCAAAUGACCCUUCUUCAGUGAAGUCUUCUCCAAAUCUCUAAGUCAGAAUAAACUGCUUCUUCCCCGUGCUAUCACAGCCCUUUACCUGGGCCUCCAUUAGAGCAUUCAGACCAUUCUAUUCAGUAUUUGGGUUAAGCUUCUUGGGGACAAGAUAUGUGACCUAUCUCUUUUUGAAAAGUUGGGCUCAGGGGUAUUUUAGCAGGAACUAAGGUAACAGUCCUAGUUAAUCGCUCUUUCCAUUGCCAGAUGGGCUGGUCCAUACCACUGUUUCUGCAUCAGUAUCCUUAUUUAUGUUAUCUCUUGACAUGACCAUCCUCUUCCUCCAGCUUGUAAGGACCAGCUCAACUCCUGACUCCCCAGUGAAGCCCUCUUUGAUUUUACCCACAUUGAACUUUCCCUUCUGGACCAUGCAUUUAGUUUCAACAGAGCUCACUGCAUGGGAAUUGAUUGUACAUAUUAUGAAAGUAGAAUUUUAAGGAUUAGAAUGUACCUUAAAAGGUGAUGUUUAUCAAAAGUUAAUGUGUAUAUGACUUACCCAGGGGUCUUGUUGAAGUAAAAAUUACUUAAUUUUAAUUAAUAAAAAAUGAUUCAGUAGGUCUGGGGUGAGGCUGAGGUGUUCUACAUUUCUAACAAGCUGCCAGGUAAUGCCACUACAACUGUAUGGGGACCAAACUUUGGGUAUCAAAGAUCUAGAUUACUUUCCCAUUCCAUGGAGUUCCUUCUAAUGGCUCUCAGAUAAGUGGCCAUCUACUGCCUGACUGCCAUGCUUCAUUUGGCAGCCUGUUCCACAGUGGGCCAGCUCGACUGCCACUUACAAAGCUUACUCCCUCUGCUACACAACAACCCCCAAGUGUUUCUUCCUUUGUCAGUUUUCUGUGCCUCAGGAGUUUUCUGUUUGUGCUGCGCUCUGCCUUUGGGGAGCCACUGCCUGGCACUCAAGUGAAGAACUGGUGUGCCUCAGAGGGAUUUCUCCCAGCUCUUCACCCUGCCCCUAGCCUUCAGUUACUGCCUGUGUGCUCUUGGUAGAACCCUGUGGGAAAGAGCUGGAAGGCGAUCCAUAAUGCACGCCUACAUGCAACCUUUAAAGGUUCUUUAAAAUUUCUGCUGGUUUCUUAUUAUUUUUGUCUCUGAUAGCUUUUUCCUUUGCUGUCACUCUACCAAGGAUGAAAGAGUUCUGAUGGGUUUUAAAUACUGUGAUUUUGUAGUCUAGCCAGCUGGGUAGAAGCUACAAUCUCUUGCCAUAUGCACACAAGAAUUAUUUGUAAAAUGAAAAAAAAUGAAUCAUAAGGAAAUUAUUUUUUACAAAGUUUACAACCAGAAAUGCAAUUCAUUAGCAUAUGUAACUAAAAGUACAGCCUCAAUAAAUUAGAUUUCUGAUUUUGAAAAAGCAACAAUUAUAUAUGCUCCACACUGUUAGUUUCCUUAUAUUUAUAAAUACUCUUAAAUAUGUUAAAAAAUGUAGAUGGCUCAUUUUGUAAUAACACAAGUUGCCUUUUGACAUACAACUUAAAUUUUCUAUUAUGAAAUGAUUUUUGGCCAAGUAACAAUGAAAAAGGGGCAAAGAUAGGUAAAUGGUGGGCUGUUUGUAAAGUGAACGACUCAAUACCAAUUGAACUUUUCUCUGAUGGUAAAUCAUAACGCUCUCUCUAAAGCUCAUCAGUAUACAGGCAUACAUAUUUAUAAUCAGUAGCUUAAAAAUAUGACUUUCUGUGCUAUUCUGUACCUCUUGGAUUUUUACCUUACAUUAGUCAACCGAACCACCUUUUAGGAAUACGCAUGAAGAUGGAAGUCCCUGUGAAGAAUAUGGUGUGAAUCUGCUCUGUCUCCUGCAGUUAAAUCCAUUUGAAGGAUAUAUUCUUCGAUUAUCAUCUGGACAGAGAGGUCUAAAUAG